Molecule: messenger RNA, 1902 nt
Organism: Talaromyces amestolkiae
Lineage: Eukaryota; Fungi; Ascomycota; Eurotiomycetes; Eurotiales; Trichocomaceae
Exons: 4
Coding region: 1-1902 (633 amino acids)
Molecular function (GO): S-methyl-5-thioribose-1-phosphate isomerase activity
Source: RefSeq, a predicted model, not a curated record
AUGUUGAAUUCGCAAACCACACCGUAUAACAAGCCCUUUCAGAAAAAGUCGGUCGUGUCUAGCUUUCUCUUCAAGCUCUGCGAUGCGAAUGGACAAACUGCUAAAGUGGCCCUGUUCCGGCGAAGCGAUAAAGUUCACACCUACCAACACCAUCUCGCACCAAUAUCCGGUGCCAUCGAUCCUCGCACGGAUGCGACACCAGUAGAGACAGCAUGGAGAGAACUAAAGGAAGAAACAUCUCUGACAACAUCGACUGUUAAACUAUGGCGAAAAGGAAGGGAAUUCUCUUUUCAGGAUGAAUCAGUUGGUAGAGAAUGGACGGUCUACCCGUUUGCGUUCCUACUUAAGCCACCAAGUGGCCGCACUGAAGCCGUGCGUUCGGCUGAAGACUGCGAUAGUGACGAUGGGAACGGCAUAACCUUGGACUGGGAACAUGACUUCUACAGCUGGCACGACCCGGAAGAGGUGCUGUCACUCCUAGACGAGAAGGGACUUAACGCAACCAUGUGUGGCCAGAAAUUCGUGCCACGUAUUGCCGACUCGCUGAGAAAUGUGUACCCUGAAUACGAGCUCGGAACUACAGCGGGGAGACUUUUGAGAGAAGGUCUACAGCAACUGCAGAACGACCACGAAAGUGGUGCAAGAGAGCUAGCCACUAUUGCCCUGAAAAUACUCAAAGAUAUUCUGUUGGAGAUCCGACCGUCAAAGUUGCGGAUUGAGCGAAACGAGGAUAGGUGGAACGUCUGGUGGAGGCAUGUGCGGCUCAUAUCGUGGCAUAUUUGGAAAAGCGGUAGAGAGUCAAUGGGCGCAGCGAUCGGCAGUGCGAUACUCACUGUGCUUGCGGACAUGGAACAGCUGCAUGAGGGAAGGAUUCGCGAAGAUGAUGUUGCCCACGUUGUUGAACGCUCGAUUGGAAAGAGGGAAGCAAUGACAAGGCGGCUCUGCGGGGCAUUCGAGUCUUAUCUUCGAGAGAAAGUGCUCGGGAAUUUACUGACGGAACAGAGAAGGACCUUGACAAUAAUGACAUUGUCAGCAAGUUCUACAAUCAGGGAAUCUAUCUUACACUUUCUUAAAAGUGAUGGCUGUAACAGCGACGUCCCAUUCGACAAUCUAGAUUUGCGGGUCUUGGAGUCAAGGCCACUAUAUGAAGGUGUGUCUCUCGCAUCGACGAUAUUAUCGUCAGUUCAAUCGUUUGAUGACGAUGUUCCACGACCAAAAGUCACCGUAUCUUUAUACACAGACAGCUCAGCAGCGUUGGCAGCCAGAGACAUCGACGUGCUACUAAUAGGCGCCGAUCGUAUCGCAGGGUACGACGGUGCAGUGAGCAACAAAACAGGCAGCCUACCUGCAAUCCUAGCAGCGAAACACAUCUCGCCUCGGGCCCGAAUACUUGUCGUCAGCGAAUUAGAUAAAGUAGCCCAAGCCGAGUCGAUCGAGAACCAUUCAGAAGAGGAGAAUGAUGCAGAGGAAGUGUUGCGAGCUUGGAGACUGGCUGGGGKGAAGGGAGCUGACGUAAUUGACCGUCGAUUGGGCGGAGAACAUAAUAAAUACGGCUUGGCAGUCAAGAACGUCUACUUUGAGUGGGUUCCGUCGUCGUUGAUUGAUGCCUACAUUACGGACGAGGGAGCCAUGGGGGUCGCUGGCAUCCGUGAGAGAUCUACCUGGGUCGACCAGCAAGUCUGUCAGAUCCUGCGUGAAAUGUUCAAGAUUCCCAGUCGUGCCCGCGAACAAGUGGGAACGACUUGGCGGAGUCUUAGGCAGACCGAAAAACCCAAGAAGGAACUCCUCCAGACCUCGCUCAUGAUUCAUCGUCCCAUCUGGAUAACUGGUGUUGCUGGCACUUAUACAACGGCUUACGCAUGUUACCUCACGAUGAAAUACAUGCGAAAACUGAAGCGCUAG